Messenger RNA from Stegostoma tigrinum, 5177 nucleotides. Its product is annotated as cytochrome P450 2K6-like. Gene Ontology annotation, cellular component: cytoplasm; intracellular membrane-bounded organelle. Gene Ontology annotation, molecular function: heme binding; oxidoreductase activity, acting on paired donors, with incorporation or reduction of molecular oxygen, reduced flavin or flavoprotein as one donor, and incorporation of one atom of oxygen; iron ion binding. The coding region runs from base 263 to 1774 and encodes 503 amino acids. The record is from RefSeq and is a predicted model, not a curated record. The transcript is spliced from 9 exons. NCBI's taxonomy places the organism in Eukaryota, Metazoa, Chordata, Chondrichthyes, Orectolobiformes, Stegostomatidae. Gene Ontology annotation, biological process: xenobiotic metabolic process.
GUGCUGCAAUCCAUCUGAAAGUCAUCCAACAAAUAUACGUGACUGCAGAGUCUGAUGGCCAGCAGAGUGUUUUUCUGCCAGUUUCAAUAAGGUCUGAGGGGCUGUUCUUAGGCUGUAAAUUAUGCUGGGAAUGUGACUGUCUCGGGCAAGCAGGAGUGUCAAAUGUUUGCAUAAGGCUAAUAGAAAUCAAUAACUGCUCAUGGGAAAAAACAUAGUGAGAAAGUAACAAAAUGGUUUGACAUUACAGAAAAAUCCAUUUGCAAUGGCUUUAAUCAACCUGCUGGCAUCUAGUCUCACCACGACAUUACUGCUUUAUUCUCUACUUGGGAUUCUGCUCAUUUCCUUCAUCAUCACGUUCAGGAGUAGGCCUCGGAUUAACUACCCACCUGGACCUAGCCCUCUCCCAAUAAUAGGGAACCUGCACCAGCUGGAUCUGAAAAGGCUUUACAAAUCUCUGGUCAAGUUGUCAGAGAAAUAUGGCUCAGUGUACUCUGUGAGCCUGGGCCCAGAGAAAGUGGUGGUUCUAGCUGGGUAUGAGACAGUGAGGAAUGCUCUCAUUAACCAUGCUGAUGAAUUCCUGGGAAGACCUGAUGUACCUAUCAUGAACGUGCUUAAAGAAGGAUCUGGUGUUGUUUGGUCCAAUGGGGAGCCAUGGAAACAAAUGCGAAGGUUCAUGCUCUCAACCCUACGAGAUUUUGGAAUGGGCAAGAAAUCUAUCGAGGACAAGAUAAUCGAGGAAGCUGGAUUCCUGGUGAGAAAGAUUGAAUCGUACAAAGGUCAGCCAUUUGACACGGACAUUAUAACAAACUUUGCCACAGCCAAUGUCAUCUGCUCCAUAGUAUUUGGAGACAGGUUUGAUUAUGAGGACAAGACAUUUCUCAACAUAGGAAACAUGGUCCAUGAAAGCUUUCGACUACUUGGCAGCCCCAUGGUCCAGGUGUACAAUGCUUAUCCAUUUCUGAAGUUUCUACCUGGAAGCCACAAAGAGAUCUGCAAACAAUUUGAGAUGCUGAAGACAUGUUUGAUGGAGAUCAUCAAAGGUAAACAACAGGAGCUGAAUGAGAAUGACAUCAGGAGCUUCAUUGAUACGUACACUGUGAAACAGCAAGAGGAGGCGGGAAACCCAAACACAUACUUCCAUGAAAAGAACUUAGUGAUCACAACGAGUGAUCUGUUCAUUGCCGGAAUGGGAACUGCUGCCACCACCAUUCGCUGGGCACUUUAUAUCAUGAUGAAAUUCCCAGAGAUUCAGGGGAAAGUUCAUGAAGAAAUUGACCGAGUGAUUGGAUCAGAGCGAUCUCCCAGGAUGGAGGACAGGAAGUCUAUGCCCUACACUGAUGCUGUUAUCCACGAGGUCCAAAGGUUUGCGAACAUCGCCCCAUUGGGCAUUCCACGAUCGACGACCGUGGACAUCAAUUUCCAAGGAUAUUUCAUCCCAAAGGGAACUUACAUUAUUCCUUUAUUGGCCUCAGUGCUUUAUGACAAAAGCCAAUGGGAAAAACCUGAUGAGUUCAACCCAGCUCAUUUCCUGGAUGCUGCAGGCAAAUUUGUGAAGAGAGAUGCCUUCAUACCUUUCUCUACAGGUCGCAGGAUCUGCCCUGGGGAAACCCUGGCAAAGGUGGAGCUCUUCCUUUUCUUUGUAACUUUGCUGCAGAGGUUUGACUUGCAUUCUCCACCAGGAGUGAGUGAUCUGGACCUGACGCCAGUCGUAGGUGGAAUAUUGAAUCCAAAACCUCAUCAGGUCUGCGUUGUGCCUCACGUCCACCUUGGUUGACCAGUCCUAUCAUUCUCACAAUGUCAACAGAUGAUUAUAAAAACUUUGAACAUAAAUAGUGUUUUGCAGUCCGGUGAUCCAAACAUUUUCAAGGUAUUGUUGUUACAUUCACUGACAGUCUCGUUUAAAUGUAAAACCCUCUUUUUGUUCUUUGUUUCAGUCAAUAUCUAAUGAGUCUAACUUACAGACAGGUCGAUAAAGUGGAGCGUUAUUCACUGCGCCAUCUUUGAAAUCUACCUGUAGGCUUAUCAAGCAAGCACACACAAAAUUUGUGAGUUAUCACAUCUGCUACAAAAUUCCUUCAAUGGCUGCUUACUGUUGAAAUGAACAUUCACAGGUAGAUUGACACAUGAUAUCAAUACAUUCCAACUGGGACAACAGGAAAUAUUCUCAACAUCACCCACUCCCACCCCACUCCAAACCCAACUAUUAAAAAAAAAUGAUAAGGAUUUUAUUUUAUUUGAAGGACUUCACAAGCUUCAAAAUCUCCCCUUCCUCCACUGCAUCCCAAAACCAGCCCAGCUCGUCCCCUCCCCCCACUGCAUCACAAAACCAGCCCAGCUCAUCCCCGCCUCCCUAACCCGUUCUUCCUCUCACUAUCCCCUCCUCCCACCUCAAGCCGCACCUCCAUUUCCUACCCACCACCUCAUCCCGCCUCCUUGACCUGUCCGUCUUCCCUAGACUGACCUAUCCCCUCCCUACCUCCUCACCUAUACUCUCCUCUCUACCUAUCUUCUCCUCUAUCCAUCUUCAGUCCGCCUCCCCCUCUCUCCCUAUUUAUUCCAGUUCCCUCUCCCUAUCCCCGUCUCAUGAUGAAGGGUCUAGGCCCGAAACAUCAGCUAUUGUGCUCCUGAGAUGCUGCUUGGCCUGCUGUGUUCAUCCAGCUCCACACUUUGUUAUCUAGGCUUUUAUUUAAAUCUGCUUCAUUCACACCUUGUGAAUUGAAAAAUGAAAAGGAAGAUGCCAUUAGGCCCUCCUGCUGUCAUAAUUUCAGAAGGUUACCUCCAUCGAUGUGCAACAUGCAGGAAUACUGAAGUAGAUUUAAAUAAAAGCCUUAUCAUUUUUUUUAAUAGUUGGAGCUGGAUGAACACAGCAAGCCAGGCAGCAUCAGGGGAGCAGGAAAGUUGACGUUUCGGGUCUGGGUCUGGCCUGCUGUGUUCAUCCAGCUCCACAUCUUGUUAUCUCAGAAUCCGGCAUCGGCAGUUUUAACCACGCAGCAAAAGACACCAGUUAGUUUUCUUUAUAAAUGCAAAUAAAGCCAUGACGACAUCAAUGGAAGUUGACUCAAGGACAAAAACCAUGUUAACAACUAUUCACUCUCCUUUCCAGAUCGUUGUCAAAGCCCUUGCCUAUCCACCUGCUCUUCUCUCUCUUGGGCUCGAUCCUUUCGUUUACUCCCUACCCCCACCCCCUCCCUAUUUUCUGCACAUAAACCUACAUUUUCCCAGCUACCAUCAAUUCUGAAGAGGGGUCACCAGACCCGAAAUGUUAACUCUGAUUAUCUCUUCACAGAUGCUGGCAGACCUGCUGAGCUUUUCCAGCAACUUCCGUUCUUAUUCCGGAUUUACAGCAUCCGCAGUUUUCCAUAAGGAGUCUGUCCACAAGGCCUUAGCUUGCAAGAUCUGGAUUCAUUACAACCCAUACAUUCACACUUCUCUCAGGCCACAAUGAGGAGGUCUCAAGUCUCCUAUGGUUCUAUGUAACUCAUCAAGACUCGUUCCACAGCAUCUUCUAAACUCACAAUCUCUAUCACCUAGAAGGACAAGAGUAGUAGAUAGCUGGAACGCCACCACCAGCAAGUUCCUCUCCAGGCCACUCACCACCCUGACUUGGAAAUGUAUCACCAUUACUUCACUGUCACAGGAUCAAAAUCCGAGAACUUAUCUCUCUUGUGGCAUUAUGGGUGUUCCUACAUCCCAAGGAAUGCAGCGGUUUAAGAAGGCAGUUCACCACCACCUUUGCAAGGUUAAUUCAGGAUGGACAGACUGAUAUUGGUCCAGUCAGCAACAUCCAUAUUCUGCAAAAUAGUUUUUAAAACGCUUACCUUAUCCUGCCACCCUGCUCCUUAUAUCAAGCAUUUACAUUGGAACAAGGUUUAUUUCUUAUCAUGUCUAAUAACUGGAAGGCUUGACUAACCCAACAAUAUGUGCAUUUAGACAUAUUUCCAUUUAUCACAUGGUAAAAAAAAACCACAUGAGUUUCUGUCCAGAGACUGUUCACGUCUGUGUAUUUCUAAUCAAUCUACUCAGAUGUGUUAUUGCACAACCCUAGAACAAAUGCCAAAUGUGAAUCCAGGCCUUCUGCCACAAGAGCUCUUCCAGGGAUUUCUCCUCAUAUAGCUGGCCAUUUGGAUGCAAAAUUGACUUUAAGGUAGAAGGCAGAGGGUGGGACAGAAGAUUGCUUUUAGGACUAGAGGCCUGUGACCAGCGGUGUUCCGCAAGGAUCGGUGCUGUCUUCACAGUUUUUUGCCAUUUAUACAAAUGAUUCAGAUGUGAACAUAGGAGUUAUGGUUAGUACGCUUGCAGAUCUCACCAAAAUUGGUGGUGUAGUGGACAGUGAAGAAUGUUACCUCAGAAUACAAUGGGACCUUGAUCAGAUAGGCCAAUGGACCAAGUAGUUGCUGAUGGAGUUUAUUUUAGAUAAAUGUGAGUUGUUGCAUGUUGAUAACAUAAAUCAAGGCGGGACUUAUAUACUUAAUGGUAGGGUCUUGGGCAGAGUUGCAGAACAAAGAAACCUUGAAGUGCAGGUUCCUAGUUCCUGGAAAGUGGAGUCGCGGGUAGACAAUGUAGUGAAGAAGGUGCUUGGUGCACUUGCCUUUUACUGGUUAUUGUAUAGAGUAUAGGAGUUGUGAGGUCAUGUUCCAGCUAUGCAGGACUUUUGUUAUGGCCUCUUGGAAAACUGCAUUCAGUUCUGGUUUCCCUUCUAUAGAAAAUACGUAGUGAAACUGGAAAGGGUUCAGAAAAGAGUUACAAGGAUGUUGCCAGCUAUGGAGGGCUUCAACUUUCGAGAGAGUCUGAAUAGGCACGAUCUAUUUUCCCUGGAGCAUAGGAGGCUGAGGGAUGACCUUAUAGAAGUUUAUGAAAUCAUGAUGAGCAUGACUAGGGCAAAUCCAAAAGUUUUUGUUUUUUUCUUUAUUCAUUCAUGGAGUGAGGGCAUCACUUGUAGGUAGCAUUUAUUACCCAGGGGGCAUUUGAGAGUCAACCACAUUGCUGUGGGUCUGGAGUUACAUGUAGGCCAGACUGGUAAGUUUCCUUCCCUAAAGAACGUUAAUGAACCACAUGGGUUUUCUCAACAAUCAGUAACGGAUUCAUGGUUAUCUCUAGAUUCUUAAUUCCAAAUUGUUUUUAUUGAAUUCAAAUUCCACUAUCUGUCAGAAGAGAUAACAAGGUGUAGAGCUGGCUGA